Molecule: messenger RNA, 1746 nt
Organism: Anopheles nili
Lineage: Eukaryota; Metazoa; Arthropoda; Insecta; Diptera; Culicidae
Exons: 2
Coding region: 1-1746 (581 amino acids)
Source: RefSeq, a predicted model, not a curated record
AUGUCGCAUCGGAUAUCGCCAAAGACGCGGGUCGUGUUCAAGUUCAUCUUCGGGCUUGGCAUCUGGUCGUUCCUGGUGCUGGGGUUCUUCAAGCUGAACGGCGACCCGGUGAUGCAGCACCAGUUCCAGCAGACGCCCAUCAACGGCCGGUUGCUGCUGAACAAGGACAACCGAUGGACCGGAAAUGAGGCCACCUCGACCACGACCGAUCGCUACCUCUCGCCGGCCGGGUUGGCCGGUGCGAUGGCCGGCGUCGACGAGGUGCUCGUCGAUAAUCGUGCUGUGAUCGACGACGAGCAGCUGGUGCGAGAUGUGGAGUCACGGCUACCCUCACUGCCGAUCGCCUACUGGAGCAAGCACAAGAACGUCGUGCAGAAGAAGGCAACAUGCGCCCGGUACCCGUCCAUCUUCGAGCUCGAGUUUAACAACAUCUACUGGCAGACGUUGCGCAGCUCGAACGGGACGUUUCAGCUGUUCGGUGCGUACUACGACAUUCGGAAGCGAUCACGCAUCGGGCCAGCCGUGCGCAUCCUUGGCAUGAUCGAUCGCAUCGAGCCACGCGUCAAGACGUUCUGUCAGCUGUGGUUUGACGGCCAGAAGGAGCCGUUCAUCGUGAAGACGUUCGAGUACAAGUACAUCUGGUUCAACAAGUGGGGCAACUACAAGCAGGGCAUUUACCAGCCGUACCUGAUCGCAUGCCAGAUCCCGAAACCAUUCCGUGGCCUUGUUCCGGCCUCGGUGUCGCUGGUCGAGAAGCAGUGCGAUACGGCCACGAACAAUCUGCGCGUGCUGUACAACCGGCCGCUGGAUGACGAGAAGCGUGGCUUUGCCGUGUGCGUCAAGGGUUUGGACUUUCUGUACGAUGACCUAUCGGUGCGGUUGGUCGAAUGGAUCGAGCUGCUCGGCAUGCUCGGUGCGGACAAGGUGUUCUUCUACGAGCUGCAGGUUCACCCGAACAUCUCGAAGGUCCUGCGGUACUACGAGGAGCAAGAUCGCGUCCACGUGACGCCCCUGACGCUACCGGGUGGACAACCGAACGUGCCCGGGUUUCAGCAUCUGUUCCUCUCGAAGAAAACGACACACAAGCGCCAGAACGAGCUGAUCCCGUACAACGACUGUCUGUACAAGAACAUGUACAAGUACAACUUCAUCGCGCUGCUUGACAUCGACGAAGUGAUCAUGCCACGCCGGCCCGAGGAUCGCACCUGGCACGAUCUAAUGGAGCGUGUCCUGCCGAAAGGAGCGAAGCUGAAGAACGACACCUACCCGAGCUACAACGUGCGCAAUGUGUACUUCUUCGAUCGCGGUGAUCAGCACGAUCACGAGUGGGCGAAAGACACGCCACGGUACAUGCACAUGCUGCAGCACGUGACACGGGCAAAGAACUACACCAAACCGAACCAGUACGUUAAGUGCUUCCACAACCCGGAGCGGGUGCUGACGUUGCACAAUCACUUCCCGAUCGCGUGUCUCGGUGGAACGUGCCACUCGUACCCGGUCGCGACGGAGGACGCUCAGCUGCAGCACUAUCGGGCGGAUUGCGUGCGCACGCUGAAGAAAAGCUGCGAGGAGUUUAAGGAGAAUCAGGUGCGCGACACCACGAUCUGGAAGUACAAGGACGAGCUGAUUGCGCGGACUCGCCGCACGCUCGAUUUGCUUGGCUUCUUUAAAGCGCCCUCUGGUGGUGGGGCUGGGGCGACUGGAUCGUUGCUGCGCGGUGGCAAGGACUCGCUGUACAAGCGGUGA